GCCGUCGUCCUCGAUGUUCAGCCUCUGUUUCGAGGCUGCUGAUCUUAGCUCCAUAAACCUUGAAUUUGUUUGGCGCAUCAAACAGGAGGACGUUUUCAUUCCUUACACGAGCCCCAGGCCGACCCACAAGGGAUGGGGUUAGAGACAUGGACUUAGCUACCACGCCAGUACUGCAGCUGCAAGUAUCAGCAAGUAUAUCCGCACGUAAAGCAUUUGCAUUCCCGUUUCUGUUGACCCUUCCUACGUUUCUCCUUUCUGCCUUGUUGCUGACCCUGCCUUGAACAUCAAACUUUUCUCGAGUUUGACAUUUUGUCUUUCUACUGCUCCGUUGACCGGAUUCUGUCUCUUCGUCCAAUAUCUUGACGACCCCUCUCUCUUCCGCUUCUAGUACUUUCUGUGAUGAGCACUCUGAGCCUCCUUGAGCUGGUAUCUUGUUAAUAUCUUAGCCCUUCAGAAUGCCAUCAUAUCACCGCCGGCGCCCGGUGCCAAUCCAAAUUGUCCCACGGCAGGCUACAACAACUAGUAUUAUAAGCCCAAAAUCUACGGAUAGCCCAUCCCCGACUUCAUCUGGAGGUCCGGAAUCCCCAGACUCUCCUUCUCCGACCGCAAGUUCAUUCCCGCCAUCCAAUAUUGUACCACCACCGGCAACUACGGAGGCAGCCCAAGUGGGAUCGUCAGCAACACCGCCACCUCCACCGCCUCCGCCACCUCCACCAUCACCGACUUCUACCAGUCAAGCCCCAGUGUCGAUAUCAUCAACGGAGCCUGGGAAAGUGUCGUCCGCUCCUACGCCUUCUUCACCAGUUCAAGCCUCCUCCAGUGCUGCUCAGUCGCUGCCUGAAGUAUCUAGCGCGUCUCGAGUAACCGUGAUAUCUACUUCCAGCCCAGCAGUAACCACUUCUGCUGCUCCAGCUAUUACUUCCACAGCUGCCUCAGACUUCGACUUCUCAAGUCAAAAUGCAGAGCCAGUCCAUCUCUCAACGACAUCAACGUCAGCUUCGGUAGCAAACUCUGCGCUUCCAGAUAACGACAAUGCACCAGGGAAAGAGCCAGCGCAAAGGCUCAAAAACGCACCCUCAGGGAUGAGCAAAGGCGCUGAAGCCGCCCUAAUCACCGUUUCUGUCCUCGGCGCCAUAGCUCUCUUUAUAGCCCUGAUAUUUUUCAUCAAACGGCGGCGUCGCCGCGCCCAAGAAACCCACAUGCGGCACGCAUCUGACGCGUUCAACCCCUCUAAUACAGGCUCUCUCCACACCCCAGAGACAAGUUACACGGACAGCAGCCACCUAACCCGCAGCACCACAACCACCAGUCCCCUAUUCGCCGCGGACCCCGACCACCGUCCGGAAACCGUUUCAACAGAUCCCUCAUAUUCACGCUUCCAAACCUUCCCAGCCACAACCACAGGCACGACUCCAGGCGGAAUCCAACCGCCCAUGCCGAGCGCAAAUCCCUUCGCCGACCCACCUAGGAAUAAAGCGUAUGAUGUACUCAGAGGACGCCCACGGUCGACGACGCUCACGGAUCGAGGUAGCUGGGUGCAGAAUCCGUUUAAGGAUCCCGUGAGCGAUCGGUUUGAUCCGUUUGGUGAGUUGCAAGAGAAGGCGAGGAGGGAGAGGUUGAGAUAUAUAGAGGAGUUGAGACGGGAGCAAGAGUUGUUGGAGAAGGAGAGAAUGGGGUUGGGGCUGGGAGGGGAUGCGAGGAAGGGGAGUGGGGUUACCGUGGAGGGGCUAGGAGUCUUAGAUCGAAGCGGGGACUCCAGGGGAUUUAGGUAG
Messenger RNA from Lindgomyces ingoldianus, 1772 nucleotides. RefSeq lists its product as uncharacterized. The record is from RefSeq and is a predicted model, not a curated record. Bases 456 to 1772 code for a protein of 438 amino acids. Lineage: Eukaryota; Fungi; Ascomycota; Dothideomycetes; Pleosporales; Lindgomycetaceae. The transcript is spliced from 2 exons.